Molecule: messenger RNA, 1542 nt
Organism: Drosophila navojoa
Lineage: Eukaryota; Metazoa; Arthropoda; Insecta; Diptera; Drosophilidae
Gene: kipf
Product: kipferl
Biological process (GO): regulation of transcription by RNA polymerase II
Cellular component (GO): nucleus
Molecular function (GO): DNA-binding transcription factor activity, RNA polymerase II-specific; zinc ion binding; RNA polymerase II cis-regulatory region sequence-specific DNA binding
Source: RefSeq, a predicted model, not a curated record
GAAUUUUAAUUUGUUGUAUUGUUUUUUUAAUCAAAAACUCGUAUGAUAUUAAACCGCAUUAAGAAAUGGACAGCCUCUGCCGUGUCUGCAUGGACGAUUCCGUUACAUUGGUGGACAUAUUUACAGAGCGGCAACAACCAUCAACUGAGCAGCCGAGCCUGUGUGAAAUUUUAAAUGAAUUCUGUGAGGUAAAACCAGAUGAUUUCCUACCACAUCAGAUUUGUUUGUCCUGUGUGCUGGCGGCACAAAACGCGUAUAAAUUCAAACGCACAUUCGAGGAGACUGAGCGGAAGCUGUUGCUUCUGCAAAAUAUUAAAAUAUGUGAGGGAGACAAUACUGCAUUACCGUGCGUGCAGGCAGUCUACGAUAAGGAUGGGCAAGCGGUCAAUUUGAGCUGUGUUAAGCUGGAGCCACUCAAUGGGAAUGAAGACGCUGCCCAGGAAGACGAUCUCGAAGAGGAUGAUGAAAACGAAGAGGCAGGCGAAAACGAAGCCGGAUACGGAAGACCAUACAAAUGUCAAUUCUGCGAGAAAAGUUUUGCCCGGAAUUACCUCUUGAGUGUGCACGAGAUGCGUCACACUGGCGAAAAAACACAUUUCUGUGAGAUUUGUGGUAAAGGUUUCAUACGAGGACACGAUGUCAAGGUUCACAUUCGUACCCAUACUGGCGAACGUCCGUUUCAGUGUCCUCAAUGCCCGAGAACCUUUAUACAAAACCACGUUCUGAAGGCACAUCUCCGUCAUCAUCCUACUUUAAAUUUUCACUGUGAUCAAUGUAUGAAAGGUUUUAGGCUGCGCUCACAACUAACCACUCACCUAUCUCGGGUGCACGAAACAUCGAAAAAUCCGGUCAAAAAGCCUGUCACUAGGCGUAUUAAGAAAGAAGAACCCAAAACUAGGGUAGGGAAAAAGAAGGGGAAAAAAGAAAGAACGAUAAGUAAGGAAAAUAGUAUAAAUGCUCUGGAACGUGAACUACGAAAUGGAUUAGCUCCAGUCGCUUAUGAAGAGCUAGACGUCAAAUGUGAAUUAAACGACUUGGAGUCAAAGCCAAGUGUCCAGCUAAAUUCCUUGAACAUAAAAUGUGAAACGAAGACGAAAAAACACAAACAAACGCAAUCCAAAAAAGUACUACCUAAAAAUUGUUCUCCGCUAAUGAAAGGGAAAUCAAAAGUUAUUGACAACAUUCAACGAAAUGGCAAUGCCAGUAAAUGUUUCUGUGAGACUUGUGGUAAGGGCUUCGCGCGUAGGUGUGCAUUACUAGUACACAAUCGGGUUCACACAGGAGAGCGCCCAUAUAAAUGCGAAUUUUGUGGAUAUGCAUUUACCCAAGGGCAGGCCCUGAAAAGACACGUGAAAAGAAUUCAUGAAAAUAGUGUUCCGGAUGUGCUGGUACCAACGACCAAGCGAGCGAUCGUUCGAAUAGCGCGUAUUCACUUACCUCCAAGCGCCACGACUGUUAAGAGUGAGGACUGACCAAAUGCUAUUGAUUAGCACCGUUCCAACUGUGUUUCAUUGUUUAUUCCAUUUGUUUUUGAGAUUCUUG